GUCAUUGUCAAUCUUACUGUACCCUGUUCGUGUCAGCUCUCCUCCAGGAUAUCGGGUGUCUAUCUGGGCAUCCGACCGUUCCCUUCCCCUAAUUCUAUGCCAGAGCCUCCUCCUCCUAUACGCUUUACGAGUACAAUAUAGGCCUUCGAUCAAAUAUCUUCCCCCCAUCAUCUCGUACGAGUGACGAGACUCACGCUCACAAUGGUUCACUGCAAUGUGACCCUGUCCGAAACUCACUGGGAGACGGAGAAGAUCGUGGGAAACUUGAAUCUGCAUACCUUAGGAUGGAUGAUAUGCGGUGCCUGCGCUAUUAUAGCUACAAUCAUCUCGUUUUUCUUGAUAUUCCGACACGCCGCCCAUUACACAAAACCAAAUGAACAGAAACACAUUAUCCGCAUUCUGCUCAUGAUUCCCAUCUAUGCUAUAACUUCAUGGCUUUCAUAUGUAUGGUACUGGCAUGCAAUAUAUUGGGAAGUCGCACGGGAUUGUUAUGAAGCUUUCGCAAUCGCAUCAUUCUUCACACUCUUGUGUGCAUACGUCGCACCGGAUCUCCGUGGGCAAAAGGAUUUCUUUGCAUCGAUGGAUGUGAAGCCAUGGCCUUGGCCAAUAACGUGGAUUAAUAAAUGCAUGAACAAACGGCAAAUACGAAAACCCAGGAACGGUUUGACAUGGUUUAACCUGAUAUGGAUGGGUGUUUUUCAAUACAUCUUCAUUAGAGUUGCAACUACUGCGAUUGCUACGGCAACACAAGCUACCGGAAACUACUGUGAAGAAUCACUUCAUCCGGCAUUCGCGCAUUUGUGGUGCAUGAUUUUCAAUGUCAUAGCUGUGACAAUCGCCAUGUACUGUCUCAUUGCGUUUUACCUUAAUCUCAAGCGGGAUCUCGCAGCAAACAGACCUUUUUUCAAACUACUUUGCAUAAAACUAGUUAUUUUCUUCUCUUUCUGGCAAAUGAUAUUGUUAGAUUUCCUCGUCUCGGCUAAGAUUAUUAAGCCAAGUAAGGUUAUGUCUCAAGGUGACAUUUCUGUUGGAUUCAAUUCUCUACUUAUUUGCUUUGAAAUGAUCAUUUUUGCCACCCUCCAUUUGUGGGCAUUUGCAUGGAAGGAUUUCGACCGCGGUCCUGGGCAGAAGACAUCUGCUUUCGGAACGCUGUUGGAUGCGUUCAAUCCAUGGGAUACCAUUUGUGCAACAGCAAGGGGACUAAAAUGGAUGCUUUGGGGCUGGAGGAAAAGACAUCGGGAUGUGGAAAAGAUUAUAAACCGGAAGAAGGAGAGCCAAGGGUUGGCAGGGGAUGCCGCACCAAUGGGAAUAACAGAUCUGAGGCCACUACCCGGAGGGUUACAGGUACACCAUCCCACUCCCGCAGAUGCAACAGAAGACCCCCAAAGCCCGACGGAACGCAUGUACGAAAAUCCAAGGAUGGGGUCACUAGACAUCAUGGAAGACUCCUGGACACCGAGACCCUUUUCCUCGCAACUACCCCACCAUCCCGAACCAACAAGAGCAGACAGCCCCCAUACCCCAUACACACCCCAACCAUAUCCACACAGCGCCGGUUUUCCUCUACCCUAUCCGGACGCACAAUCCUAUAUGCCUCAAGGCGAUAACCAAACAAGCUACACUCGCCCACGCCCGCAGCUGUCACAACCAAGCGCAGAGUCAUUACUUGCCGACGACCAGACAGAUCCGAGCUUCGGGUACACACCCAGCGUUGCCGGGCCCAGCCAGGAGCACCAAGGUGACGCAAGACUUGGAAUGCAAAGGAACGCGGACGGGCAUGGGACAGACCAUGGAGAGAUGUUUGAGUGAUGAUAACAAGGAUGGAAAAAAAAUAGUAAUUAAUCUCGUUUCUUUCUGGACCGGUGUUGGGGAUUUCUUUCUUUCUUUCUUUUUCUUUCCUUUCUCUUUUACGGGGAGUUUUUUUCUUUUGUUCUUCUGGUUCGAAGAUUUAUAUGCGCCUAUGAGUUGUAAUUCUAGUCGUAUGGUACGACAGCUGUGGCUACAAGAAUGAAGAUCCAGAAAUAUGAUACCCUGUACUCUACCAAUUGAAUGAUAGAUUAUGCU
Messenger RNA from Tuber melanosporum (Perigord truffle), 2064 nucleotides. RefSeq lists its product as uncharacterized. Lineage: Eukaryota; Fungi; Ascomycota; Pezizomycetes; Pezizales; Tuberaceae. Gene Ontology annotation, molecular function: transporter activity. The coding region runs from base 202 to 1809 and encodes 535 amino acids. The transcript has 7 exons. Gene Ontology annotation, biological process: transport. The record is from RefSeq and is a predicted model, not a curated record.